Nerophis lumbriciformis (worm pipefish) is the source of this 736-nucleotide messenger RNA. RefSeq names its product ATP synthase F1 subunit delta (gene atp5f1d). The record is from RefSeq and is a predicted model, not a curated record. NCBI's taxonomy places the organism in Eukaryota, Metazoa, Chordata, Actinopteri, Syngnathiformes, Syngnathidae. Gene Ontology annotation, molecular function: proton-transporting ATP synthase activity, rotational mechanism. Gene Ontology annotation, biological process: proton motive force-driven ATP synthesis.
ACCGCAAAGCCUUAUGGGAAGGUAACCAACGUCCUUGUCUGUCCAAGCUCACGCCAAGGAGGGAGUCUGUCAGUCACUUCCACUUGAACGAAAAUCGAAUAUUUCCGAAAUGAUGGCAGCAAGAUUCCUACGUCGUUCCCUCCCGGUGCUGAGGCAAGCUCGCUGCUAUGCCGAGGCCGUCACCGGUGCCCAGCAGUUGUCCUUCACGUUCGCCUCCCCGACACAGGUGUUUUUUAAGGAAGCCAACGUGAAGCAGGUCGACGUGCCGACACUUACCGGUAUGUUUGGUAUACUGGCCGCCCACGUGCCCACCUUGCAGGUUCUUCGGCCUGGCGUUGUCACUGUCUUAAGCGAAGACGGCUCUGCUGUUAAAUACUUUGUGAGCAGUGGGUCAGUAACUGUCAAUGCUGAUUCUUCAGUGCAGCUCCUAGCUGAGGAGGCGGUACCGCUUGGCGAUCUGGACAUUUCUGCUGCUAAAUCAAACCUGGAGAAGGCCCAGGCCGAGCUGCUUGGCGUGUCCGAUGAGGCUGCGAGAGCAGAAGUUCUUAUCAGCAUAGACACCAAUGAGGCAAUCAUCAAGGCAUUGGAAUAGACCCACGGUCAUCUAAUCUCGUUUUGUGGAAAUCCCUUUCCAGCAUCGCCAACUGUCCAUACCAGUGUUCAGUGGAUUCCAUGCUUGCGUUGUACAGUGGUAGAAAGUCACAAAAAUAAAUUUAUUUGGAAUUAUCUAGUGAAA